CCUUUUCGAAAAACGGGUUAUAGCUUCCUAAUUUGGGAAUUGGGAUAUUCAGAUUCAGAAUUUUCAGUUGAUACAUGUCAUCACGCUUAUAGCAUUCUCUUGCUUCCUAUCGAAGACGACUCCCAAAUCAAACCAUUUUCUACCCGCAUAACCCGCCCAAAUUCUCAUUUCGCAUCCUCCGAUUCUGAGCGCAUCCUCUUCAAUUGUACCUCUUAUCUCUCCAUUUCACAGAUUCGGUGUUGCAGGUGUGAAAAUUGAUUUAGAUUUGUCUGGAUUAGGUCAAGAUGGUUUCGUUCGAAAUGAAUGAUCGGAAAAAGAUUGGGCUAGGAUUGACGGGAUUCGGGGUGUUUUUCUCAUUCUUGGGGAUCAUUUUCUUCUUCGAUAAGGGACUAAUUGCCAUGGGAAAUAUCCUCUUCUUCUCAGGGGUGGCACUAACCAUUGGUCUCAAGUCAUCGUUGCAAUUUUUUAUGAAACGGAGCAACUAUAAGGGAACAGCUUCAUUUGGUGCUGGCUUUUUCUUUGUUGUCAUUGGUUGGCCUAUAUUGGGAAUGAUUCUUGAAGCUUAUGGAUUCAUUGUACUCUUCAGUGGUUUCUGGCCAACACUGUCAGUAUUCCUGCAAAAGAUACCUAUUCUAGGUUGGAUCUUCCAGCAGCCGUUUGUCAGAUCGUUCUUUGACCGCUAUCGUGGGAAACGUGUCCCUGUAUAAUCUCAGUUCAAUGGUGCAAAAUUAAGCGACAUUGAGUAACCCCACUCGUACGUUUGUAAAGUACUGUGUUCUCAAGUUUUACGUCUAGUUGUCUAGAAGGGUGUUGACAGUAUAGUUUGUUUGCAGUUUAUGAUUAUGAGCCUUGUUGGCUCCUGGUGAGUUCUAGAGCAAGUAACAUAAUUUUUUAUUGAUUUUGCAAGUAACAUAAUUCCGAUUUUAUCUUCUCAAUUUAUUGAUUUACUACUCUGUUGAUGCACUGCCCA
This is a messenger RNA of Nicotiana tabacum (common tobacco), 970 nucleotides long. RefSeq names its product vesicle transport protein GOT1. Lineage: Eukaryota; Viridiplantae; Streptophyta; Magnoliopsida; Solanales; Solanaceae. The record is from RefSeq and is a predicted model, not a curated record. Gene Ontology annotation, biological process: retrograde transport, endosome to Golgi; endoplasmic reticulum to Golgi vesicle-mediated transport.